AUAACCUAACUAACAGUAUAUUUCUAGUUUUUGUUAUUGUCUAAAAUUUCGAACAUCGUGCCUUCGAUCAUGGAGGAUGACAAAUGGAAAAUUAUCGACACUCACUUGCAUUCUAUGAUGGAUUGGACAAAUGGAAUUAAUUCUUCUAAUUCGAAUAACCAGCGAGAAAACCAACGCCAAGGUCACAUUCAUAGACGUAGCGAGCCUGAUGUUGUCAUGAUUCGCAAGGCACAAGCAUCCAGAAUAAACAAUGUCACAGUGCCACAAUCUGCCCCAGUCCAACCAGAUACUUUCGCUCUCGACUGGCCAGCAAGACCUAUCAAGAAAUUACCAAGUUGCGACAAUGAACCUUCUAUUAAUGAUAUCAUCCCCGAAACUCCCAAUUUGGUAAACAUGCCAAGUCGAUCCACCCACAAUUCACAGUUGAACUCUGCUACGGUGACUAUUGCGGAGAGCCACAUAACAAUGCCACAUCUUUCUGGGUCAGUUGCUAAUACAGACCAUGUAUUUACAACAGUUGAGGCACCUCCGAGGCCCCCACCUUAUCCGCGUUCUACUGCAAAUGGCAGCUUGCACAUUAAGCCAAAUAAGUCCUAUUUUGUUCCACUUACGAUUGAUGCCGACAAUCGUAACACUAGCAGUAAUCAUCACUUGACAUUUUCAUCUAUAAAAAAUCCUCCACAAACUAAUUCUUUCGGCUAUGGUUCACCGAAGACUAACAGAAGAAGCUCUGUUCCUGGAAAUCAAAUUGAUCCAAGAGCUCAUAGUGCAAGUCCAAACAUAACAAGACGGUCAGCAUCACAUUCUGCUGCAGUUCAUCGAAGAAGAACGCAGGACAAUCUUGUUUUUAUUCCUACCAUGGUACCAAAUUCGGAAAUGGAUUCCAAUCAUAUUAUUAUUCCUUCCGUUGUACAUUCUCCUAUAUUUGGUUCUACUGCCAGCCCAGUUUCAGCUGAUCCAAUGAUAACUAAUUCGACAUUUACAAAAAAAAAUGAUGACCAGGAAUACACAAAAGCUUUAUUACAACAUCAACAAGAAAGAAUGGAGAGAUUACAAAAAGAAUUAGAAGCAAAAAAGAAAUUACUUUUCUCACUCUCAGCAACUCUUUCAGAAAAGGAAACUCAAGUACAUGUAAGGAGAAAUGAAAAGAUGUCACCUUAUAUGCCAACACUCAGUGAUGUCAUACGUCUUAGAGAUGCAAAUCUUCAAAUGGAAAUUGAUUGUAACUGUAUGAUAAAAGAAGUUGAUAUGGUCACAAAGAGUGGUAAUCGAGUAGGCGGAAACUUUCAUGAACAUAUCAGUAGAAAAACAUCUUCAGCAGCGAGCAUCAAGAAGAAGUUUUCGAACCCACCAGCGUUGGGUGAUCUGCCGUCCCCUCCUCUUCCUCCUCCACCAGUUCCUCCUCCGCUCGAAAACGAAGAAGAAACAAAAUGGUCGUGCAAAUAUUGCACUUUUCUUAAUCAUGCAGCACUCAAUAAAUGCGAGAUGUGCGAUUAUAGAAGAGAAAGAACUACAGCCGUUUCUUGAAUCUCAUCAGCUGUAUUGUCAAAUCGUAUUUUUAUUCUAUUAUUCAUUGCCAGGGAUUUUAUUUUCUCUACUGCUCCCAAAUCAAGAGUUAUUUUUGUAUGCUUGAAUUGGAUAUGGAAGUGAGAGCAAUGCUCAACGAUGUGGACUGUGUCAUGUAGGUAAGAACUCACUCGCCACAAUACCUAGCUCGUGGAACACCUUUUGGCAGCACAUUUUUUAGCAAAAUUUUGGGUGAAACAAUUGGCCUUAUGGACCCCCAAAAAAAAAAUGGGUUCAUUUCGUGUACGAUAGCAAUUAUGGCUUGGGCCAUUAUGAUAUGAAAGUGCAAGCUGUAUUAACUUUCAGAUCAGCUUUUUUGAAAUCAAAAUUUUGUCCUCACUUAUUUUAUUGAUAUACCUCACUCAGAUAUCAAAUCACAAGUCUACACUAAUAUACAGGGUGGCCCAAAAGUAGGUAUACAGUUAUUUUAUUUAUUUUUAUGACCUUCCAAGCAGCUAGAAAACUAAUGUAAAAUUUACACUAGAUUUAUUAUUUAAAAAAAUAAGCAAUUUUU
Messenger RNA from Styela clava, 2080 nucleotides. RefSeq lists its product as uncharacterized. NCBI's taxonomy places the organism in Eukaryota, Metazoa, Chordata, Ascidiacea, Stolidobranchia, Styelidae. The record is from RefSeq and is a predicted model, not a curated record.